Messenger RNA from Toxotes jaculatrix (banded archerfish), 4292 nucleotides. RefSeq names its product cyclin F (gene ccnf). Gene Ontology annotation, biological process: regulation of cyclin-dependent protein serine/threonine kinase activity; mitotic cell cycle phase transition. The transcript is spliced from 17 exons. Gene Ontology annotation, cellular component: centrosome; nucleus; cyclin-dependent protein kinase holoenzyme complex. The record is from RefSeq and is a predicted model, not a curated record. Lineage: Eukaryota; Metazoa; Chordata; Actinopteri; Toxotidae. Gene Ontology annotation, molecular function: protein binding; cyclin-dependent protein serine/threonine kinase regulator activity. Bases 210 to 2564 code for a protein of 784 amino acids.
ACUAGUUAAGUUAUUAGUGAACAACUGCAGCACAACACGGGCAGUGAGCUAUAUUGCAACACCGUUAACCUUAAUAUCUGGUAAAAUAGCGUGUAAUCUUGUAUGCGUGUAAGAGUAUAGCUGCUAUCGUCGCGACGUUUAAAUCGCUGCUCAGUGUUGUAUCUAAGGUUAAAGGCAUCGCUGCUUAAGAAGAGAUCACUUCACCUGCAAUGAAAGCGGGCGUAGUCCACUGCCGUUGUUCAAAAUGCUACUCGGUUCCGGCACGGAAGCGGGUCCGUAAGCGAACUCCAGCCCUAACUUUGCUGUCUCUACCUGAGGAGGUUCUCCUCUGUGUGCUCCAGUGCCUCUCUGCUGAGGACCUGCUGUCUGUCAGAGCAGUUCACUCCCAGCUCCGGGACAUUGUUGACAACCACUCCAGUGUAUGGGCCAGGGUCAGUUUCAGGGACACGUGGCCAUCCCCCAGUACCUUAUGGCUUUUUGAAAGAGCUGCUGAAAAAGGGAAUUUCGAAGCUGCUGUGAAGCUAGGCAUUGCUUAUUUGUAUAAUGAAGGACCGCUGCUGAGUGACGAGGGGCGAGCGGAUGUAUGUGGUCGUAAGGCCUCCCACUUCUUUAGCCUGGCAGAGAGCCUGCGCUCUCCCACAGCAGAUCCCUUCAUCUGGGUGUUCAUCCGUCCGCCGUGGUCGCCCACUGGCAGCUGCUGCAAGGCCGUGGUGUUUGACCGUCUCAAGGCUGAGUGUGACAACAAUGGAGAGAAGAGGGGGCCCUUGUUGCACUGUUUGGCCAGAGUUUUGCAGCUGUUUGAAGAGGAUGAAAGACGCUCAGAUUCCAUAUCUAUGUUGGAGGAGUCUUCGCAGGCUGGCUGUCUACAGAGCUCCUACCUGUUGUGGGAACACAACCGUAAAACAGCUAUGGCAGAUCCAGGCAGGUACCUCCAGUGUGUCCGAACCCUCAGAGACUAUGCUGGCAAAGGAUGCUGGGAGGCACAGCUGUCCCUGGCCAAAGUGUGCAGCAGUGGGAAUCCGUUGGGUUUGGAGCCAAAGGCCUGCUCUGACUUAGUGGCCCAACUAUUCACUUCCUCUAAUCUGGCAUCACGGCACGGUUCUCAGGGCAUCCUCAGACGAGGCAUCAAGGACACCAUGAGGUACAUCCUGGUAGACUGGCUGGUGGAGGUGACCACUAUGAAAGACUUCUCCAGCCUGACGCUGCAUGUGACAGUGGGUUGUGUGGACCGUUACCUGGCUCUUCGCUCUGUCCCAAAGGCUCGCCUUCAGUUAUUGGGCAUCGCCUGCAUGGUAGUUUGUACACGCUAUAUCAGUAAAGAAAUCCUGACCAUACGUGAAGCUGUUUGGCUCACUGACAACACCUACAAAUAUGAGGACCUGGUUCGAAUGAUGGGAGAGGUCGUCUCUGUGCUGGAGGGAAAGAUCAGGAGCCCCACACUGCUGGACUAUGGAGAGGUGCUUCUGUCUCUGCUCCCUCUGGAGAGGCGGACCACUCACCUAUUCAGCUAUAUCUGUGAGCUGUCACUGCUCUACUCUGCUCUCGCCACACCACCACCUGCCAAACUGGCCUGUGCUGCACUACUGCUUACACGAGCACUACAUCAUUAUGCUCCCCUCUGGCCCAGCCAGUUAGCUGACUACACAGGCUUCUCCAAGCAAGACCUUGUCUCUCUUUCUGUGCUGCUCUAUGUCAAGUGUUUCAGUGAAGAUGUUCCCAAAGAUUACAGGCACGUGUCUCUGACAGGAGUUAAGCAACGGUUUGAAGAUGAGGCCUACCAGCAAAUCAGCAAAGAAAAGGUGAUGGACUUUAAAGAAUUGUGUCAGAUCUUGGAGAUUCCUGAGGUGGAGCCUCAGAUGGAUCCUCCCAGCCCCACUGGUCAACCAGCAGACAUCCAUACCUUCCUCGCUUCUCCAUCCAGCACCAACAAGAGGAGACGCGAUGACGGCAUGCAGGCCCACAGAGCCAGUUUUGUGGCCACGCCCACAGCAGAGCUGUCCAAUCAGGAGGAGAUGCUUCUAGACGACAUCCUGGACUGGAGCUUGGACACUUCCUGCUCAGGUUAUGAGGGGGACCAGGAAGAAGAGAGCGAGGGAGAGAAAGAUGGUGAUUCCUCGAUGAUGUCCAUCCAGCUCCACGCACUGACUGAUGGAGAUGGAAAACUAGAGCACUGCAGAGCCAUGUCCAGCGACGAAGACAGCUUCUGUGAAGCAGAAAGAGAAGUGAACAAGGAUUGCAGAGAUCAGGAACCCCUCUCCUUCUCUGCAGACCUUCACAGUUCAGGAUACUCCUCCGUCCAAAGCGUCAGCCCCUCAUCCACGUGCUCCUCCUCCUCCCUCAUGCCUUGCUCAUUUAAGUCCUUUACCACUUCUUUGGGUGCAGCUUCUGCUAAUGCACAGCCAGGCUUCCGCCUGUUGGUGCCCAUGCAGAGGCCCCGGGGCACCUCAAGCAAACAGGUGAAGAGGAAGAACUCAGCGGCUCAUAGUGGAGGUGAGGUGGAAAGAGAAGAAGAGGAUGGGGACGAGGACAAGUAUUCUACCAGUGUGGGGUUUCUCAGCCUAUAAGAGAGUGGUUAUUUAAAUGGCCCCAAGCUGUUCACAGACCACCUGCUCAGUCAUUAUCCUCCAGCACUUUCCUUUAGUUCUCGACGCUGUUCCUCACUCCUGUCAGUUUGCACUGGUCCGUCAAUUGCCAGAAGAUCAAGAAACUUUGAGGUUCAAGACAAUUAAGGGAAAAUAAAUAUAUAAAUAGAAACUUGCCUUUCUAUUACAUUUCAUUUCAUUUUCGAGUUUACAGGCAUGGCGCAGUAAAAUACCUCUCAUGAACAACGACUCACAGUCAGCUCUAAAACCACUGGAACAUAACUUGACUUUCCUCAGGACCCUGGUACAAUGGUUGCCAUUUUUGUUGUUUUAUAGCCUUCUACAGCAACCUAUCUCAGAUCAUGUUGGAUAGUUCAAAAAGAACCUCGAGGACUCGUUUUGGUGCAAAAGUUUUCAUUGGUAAGAUCAUAUUUUGAAAAACAUAGCUGCCAUGUUACUGUGACUGUUUUGGUUAUCAUAGUCUCUGAUAUGCACUGUCUGUACAAGAUUCAAUGUUGUUUUGGUGAAUGUCAUAAAUAGGUGACUGCACUGUCACUGUCAUAUUUGAUGAAAAUGUCUGUAUCUGAAGCCUAAAAUGAUACGACUGUCUGAAUUCUUCAUGUUCAGUGUUAUCCUAAGUUCUACAUGUGUUUGCCAAAGGUACUGUGGUGUUGUCAUUUGUGUUUUCAGGGGCAUGUACUUAAAAAGAAACAGAGCUGUGAAAUUAGUCUUUUAGUUGUCUGCAUCUUCUAUAGUCUUGUUCAUAUUCACCAGAAAAAUAUUUUGGAUCAAUAUUCUUUAAAAGACCGAUAGCACACUAAACCCAUCAGGAACACCACACAGAUGUUAAGUGUUGAGAUAUUAAUGCAGUAUGUGUAAGGUGUGCUGAUGAUGGGACUAUCCAAGAAUCCCCAGCUGGAUGAGUAUUGUACAAACCUCAGCUCACCAUCCGCGUGCUUGAUGCUGCACUCAUUAACUAUUCAGUUCAUGCUAUGAGGCACCCAAUGCAACAUGAAACUCUUAACAUGCUGAUAAGUUGUACUUUACCCACUUUUCCUCCCAUCUGAAUUAGGUCUAGCACUUUUAUCAUCACAGUAGGAGCGCAAUUCAAUGAAAUGUAAACAUUUUUAUGCUUGAACAAUCAAUACUUAAGUAUUUUUGAAUGGAUUUGUUUUGCCUCCUUGGAGAGAAAUGGAAGUUCAGACACUAAAGGAAAAUUAUUACUUGAUGGGGUUUUGAAAGUACUGUAUGCCUCAUUCAGGACAUGGAGUAUACAAUGUCUAAAUGAUUGUGACUAACUGUAAAUACAUUUUAAACUGUUACUCCAGACUGGUUAUUGCCUGUGUUUUAUAAAUGUACAUAGUACUAUAUGUAUAAAUGGGGAAAAAAAGAAAAAGAACAUGCCACUACUACUUGAAAUAGAUUUUGCUUCAUUCCAAAAAGGCAGUUUUCUUUGUGAAACUUCUGUUUUUCUACAGUACAAUGUUUCCUUAUUAGACAUGUGAUGUGAAUAUGUAAUUUUUGUAUUGAGUUCAAAUAAAACAAGCCAUCAUGCAAGUUUCCUCUCCAUGUUACAUUUUAUUUCAUGCCUUUGCCACCACACUGAUGUUUAAUUUGUAAUGGAUUUAACCCAAUUUGUGUCCUGAUUACUUUUAGCUAGACUGUUUGCUGAUUCUCAUGAACUUAUUGCAGUGUGCUGUAUUAUUCUUU